UUUUAUUUUGUUUCCUCUCUCUCAUGUGCGACUCGCCUUCUAACCUAUCAAUUUCUUAUCCCCGUUUGAGUAAUGAUAACUAGUAGGCGCCAUUUCAAUUUUACUGGCGGUAGGCCUAUGUAUUCAUUCAUCAUAACCCUUCACUGCCCACUGACCCACUGCCCACUAAAUUAAAUAGUACACAAAAUUUGCCAGGCAAGAGUUAUUAUCGUUAAUGACAUGGAUUUGUCUUUCCCAGUAGUCUUUUUGGUGUGAUGACACGUGUGAAGGCGCAGAAGUGGAGGGGCAAUUGUUCGAUCGAGGGAGCGCUGUGGCGUAUAGCAUUCUAGAAUGAUACAUUCAAUUCCGCUUUUAAAACAUUUACAAACAAUACAACGAUUAUCACAGAGCUCAUCUUGUUGCCCGCCCUGCUCUUUCUCUUGCCAUUUUAAUCGAGUGAAGCGUGCUACUCUCAAGUAAGGAUGCAAAAUGGUCAAAAGUGUUGUGGUUACUUGCUGAGAAGACCAUAUUGUGGCAUGAAUGCAUGGGCCACAUUGGUGAAAAAGGCCUCAGAACCUUGAAAUGUAAGGGUUAUAAAUUCAGUGAUGAUAUAAUGGCUGCAGCUGAAGCAAGGGCUGCUUGGCAGCGUACUGCAAAUCGCUGUUUCAUGCAGGAAGAUGCAAAAAGAGCUCCAAAGUUGGCCUGCUGUCCUGGUGCAGCUUCAUCAAAAUCUCAGUGUGAUUCAUCUCAUUGUGAUAGUGGAAAUGGAGUUGAUCAUUCUUCUUCUGUUCAGUUACCCAACAAUUGGAAUUCUAAUAUGAACAUGUCUCCUGAAACAAGAUGGUGGCUUCAGUGGCAGCCUAGUUUUGGAAACCAGAGAGAUUUUAUGUGCGAGAACUUUAAAGACAAAAAGUAUCAAACAGACUACGUUGAAAUGAACUCUGACCUGCCAAGAAGUUUCAACUCUGUUCCUGAUAGAUCAGGAAAUGCUGAUGUACAUGAAGAUUCUACUUUAGCUGAUUCAACUACACAGGAUUUAAAGAGAGAAGAUAAUGUUUUGAAAAAUCAAAAUAUUGCAUUCAGAACUGUGGAUGGUAAGGGUAUUGGGGCAGAUAAUUCAUACGGUAGUGAAUACCCCAGGGAAGACCAAAGAUCUUGUCAGGAUUGUGACAAUAACAUUGUAAAGACAGAAGAUCUUGCAAUCUUGGAGGGAUAUGAGAAAUAUGCCCGUGACAUGACAACUUCCAGAUCACGCUAUAAUGGUUGUCUCUGGUGGCGCACUGCAGAUGAGAAUGAAUUGGCCACACUAGUUGCACAAAAGUCAUCAGAGCAUAUCGAGAAUUGUGACCUUCCUCCACCUCAAUUCAUGCAAAUAAGAAAAGUUCCGUUGUUAAGUGUUGAUGAAUUAUGUUAUAGGGGGGUUUCUGAGCCCAUUGUUCACCAUCAGGAGAAAUUGAAGGCCAUACAACACAAUGUAUCAUCUUCAUCUUCAAAUGUAAGCAAACCAACAUCCCCACUUUCAGUCUGUGGAAACAUGGAUUCAGUGCCUUUGUUGUCUGGUGAAUCCCAUUAUUCUUCUACAAAUGCUGGUGAUAGAGCUCCUAGAUCUGGUGGUACAAUCAAAACAUGGACUGAAGGUAGGCAGAGCUCUGAAAGUGAAGGAGAAAAGGCACAAUUACUAGAGGCACUUUGUCAUUCGCAGACCAGAGCAAGAGAAGCUGAGAUUGCAGCUGCGCAAGCCUUUUCUGAGAAGGAUAAGCUCUUGCGACUUUUUCUGAAGGAAGCAUCUCAUCUAUUUGCUUAUCGGCAGUGGUUUCGUCUGCUACAGAUAGAAACUGUGUGUCUGAAAAUAAAAGCCAAAGACCAAUCUGUAUCUUGGGAUCAAUUGAGAGCACUUUUUCCACUGUUUCCUUUGAUGCCAAUGAAGCAGCAACGGUGGGUUGCUUCAAAAACUAGUAGUAACAAACGACACAAAAUUGGGCAGCAAAAGUUUGACGUUAGUGCGUGGGCUCUGGCUGUGGCAUUGGGCCUAAGUCUUGCUGGAGCCGGAUUGUUUCUAGGAUGGAGUAUGGGAUGGUUGUUACCUAUGUUUUAAGUAAUUUCCUGUGGGAAGUACUAUUAUUGACCAGUCAAUUUUUCCGCGCAGUUUACAUAGAAGAUUGAUAUAUAAGGUAGUGAGGACAAAUUUCCUGGCUGUAGUAGCAAGAGAUUUAAUGUGAAUUCAAUAUGUGAGGUCUCCUAUUAUGUAACUAAUUUCCAACAUCAAUUUCUAUGCGUUGCCAGUAAUGUAACUAAUUUGGUAUUUCAUGGCUGCCCAUUUACAGUAAUAAAGUAUUUGAAUGUAACGGAACCAACUUCCAGUGUAGUACCUAGACUAAUUGCGUUAUAUAUUUGCUACAUGGCAUUUCAAUCUUA
Messenger RNA from Cryptomeria japonica (Japanese cedar), 2394 nucleotides. RefSeq lists its product as uncharacterized. The record is from RefSeq and is a predicted model, not a curated record. Bases 524 to 2074 code for a protein of 516 amino acids. Lineage: Eukaryota; Viridiplantae; Streptophyta; Pinopsida; Cupressales; Cupressaceae. The transcript has 4 exons.